Messenger RNA from Clunio marinus, 198 nucleotides. Lineage: Eukaryota; Metazoa; Arthropoda; Insecta; Diptera; Chironomidae. The record is from the annotation of a GenBank genome assembly.
AUGCUGAGUCAAGAUUGUAAGCAAGAAGAUACAUAUGUUGUUGCAUUUAUAAAUUCAUUUUGGGAUAAUUUUGUUAUCAAUUUCAAUUCUGAAACCUUACUUUUGGUGUGUAGCAGAACUGGAAUUUCACUUUUCCAGGUCAAUUCAAUAAAAUUAAUGUUCACUUCAUUGGUUUUUACUGACCCUCAGCAAUAUUAA